Molecule: messenger RNA, 690 nt
Organism: Trichomycterus rosablanca
Lineage: Eukaryota; Metazoa; Chordata; Actinopteri; Siluriformes; Trichomycteridae
Gene: sost
Product: sclerostin
Exons: 2
Coding region: 1-690 (229 amino acids)
Biological process (GO): ossification; negative regulation of Wnt signaling pathway; negative regulation of BMP signaling pathway
Molecular function (GO): BMP binding
Source: RefSeq, a predicted model, not a curated record
AUGCAGGUGAGCUGGUUAGUGCUGCUGAUGUACCGGAGCGCGGUGCUGCUGCUGCUGCAGGGCUGCUGUUUCAGCGCGGACACUGGAGGAUGGAAGGAGUUAAAGAACGACGCCACAGAGAUAAUCCCGGACUACACCGCGCAUCCCGAACCCCAAAUUCAAUCGAUUAACAACAACAACAACAACAACAACAUCAUCAACAAAAACAACAACACUAUGAACGAUGCCAAAAACGGAGGCAGGAGGCAGUCAGCAAAUACCCCUGCAUAUGAUGCCUCCGAGCUGAGCUGCCGGGAACUGCGCUCCACGCGCUACAUCACCGACGGUUCGUGUCGCAGUGCCAAGCCCGUAAAAGAGCUGGUGUGUUCAGGUCAGUGUCUCCCUGCUCACCUCAUGCCCAACUCCAUCCUCCGGAGCAAGUGGUGGCGUAGCAACUCUUCUGACUACCGCUGCAUUCCAGCCCACUAUCGGCUCCAACGCAUACAGCUCCAGUGCCCCAACGGCAACAGUCGGACAUACAAAAUUCGCGUGGUGACCUCCUGUAAAUGCAAGCGCUUCAGCCGCCACCACAACCAGUCAGAUGCCAAGGAGCAGUCUUCGCAAAAAACGAGACGCAACAAGAAACCCACACGUCUGCAGCAAGCACGAGGACGGAGCAGAGAGACGGCUCUCAGCAGCAACUCCUACUGA